Messenger RNA from Belonocnema kinseyi, 1257 nucleotides. It is a transcript of the gene Atg8a, whose product is annotated as gamma-aminobutyric acid receptor-associated protein. The coding region runs from base 207 to 560 and encodes 117 amino acids. The record is from RefSeq and is a predicted model, not a curated record. Lineage: Eukaryota; Metazoa; Arthropoda; Insecta; Hymenoptera; Cynipidae. The transcript is spliced from 3 exons. Gene Ontology annotation, molecular function: GABA receptor binding; ubiquitin protein ligase binding. Gene Ontology annotation, biological process: macroautophagy; autophagosome assembly; cellular response to nitrogen starvation. Gene Ontology annotation, cellular component: cytosol; autophagosome membrane; autophagosome.
UGAUCACAUCGUCAUCGUUCUUUAGUCGUUCAUCCACCCACUUCUGAAAGGCACGGUUAUUGUUGUGACAGAAGAUACAGCAACUGCAAAACAACUGCAAGUUUCGAGGCUGAGUGAAAAAAGACAUUAGUGUUUCGUACGUCAAAGCCCUUGGAGAAAAAUAGUGUUGAAAGAAGCGCUCGCCUUUGUGCUCUGCGCUAAGAAACAUGAAGUUCCAGUACAAGGAGGAACAUCCGUUCGAGAAGAGGAAGGCUGAGGGAGAAAAGAUUCGACGAAAGUAUCCCGACAGGGUACCUGUGAUUGUCGAAAAGGCGCCGAAAGCGAAAAUCAGCGACUUGGACAAGCAAAAGUAUUUAGUACCGUCCGACCUGACUGUAGGUCAAUUUUACUUCUUGAUUCGUAAACGAAUUCAUCUUCGGCCCGAGGACGCCCUCUUCUUUUUUGUAAACAACAUUAUUCCCCCAACCAGUGCGACAAUGGGCUCGUUGUACCAGGAGCACCACGAGGAGGAUUUCUUCCUUUACAUAGCGUAUAGUGACGAGAACGUGUAUGGGCACUAAUGUUCGAAAAAUUCUAUUUUCGACAACUACCUUCAACGACUACUAUAACAAAAAAAGUCUACCAUUGACGUCGUAGUCCUCGUAGGUUUUUUUUUCUCGAAAAUUCAAACAAAAUUGCAGACAACUUUGCACACAAAAAAUUGACCUCAUGCGUCACACGUUGAUUUAUCUUUUACAAGGAGUUAAGAGACACGCUAAAUCUUUAGAGAGUUUCGUUUUGCUCCUGAGCAUUCUGGGCAUAAAGCACAUUAAAAAAAUAUCAAAAAACAUGAAUAAUUUAUAAACUCAGAAAUAAAAUUAAUUGCAAAAAAAUACGACAGAUUUUAACCGCAAAGUAAUAUACAUACCCUCUCUUUUUUCUAGAAAUUUGAAGUCACACUUGGCUUUUUAUCUUCAGUUAUGAAUUUAUUAUACUCCUAGCAAAUACAUUUUCAUUUAAAUUAAUAAGGAAUUCGCUUUGCGAAUUUGUCAUUUUUACUACAUUGAAAGUGUGAUGAAAAAAUGGAAUGAAAGCAAACAAAAAAUACUGUCUUUGCAAUUAUGUAUGUGAUAUCAUCUUUUCCUUCUUUUAGAUUAGAAUUACUAUUGUAUUUUACAGAAUUUUAAAUUAAUUGCGUUUAAGAAGGGCUAGAGAAAAUUGUUAAGUUCACGGUGGAAAAUCCAUGUAACGGCUGGUUGUGGGCCAAUAAAAAAAAAA